AUGCUGUCGCGGUCUACUUUCAGCCGAAAUGCGCCCCGUGCGGUCCAGAAGCAGUGCUCUGCUGCCGGCAUCAACAGCCGUCGAAGCAUGGCCUCUGCUGCGACCCCAGGCCUCCAGUACGAUGUCACCGAGGCUGCUGGCGUGAAGCUCGCCAAUAGAGAAGUAGCCGGUCCUACAGCAACCCUGGCGUUGGUUGCAAAGGCCGGCCCCCGUUACCAGCCAUUCCCUGGGUUCUCCGAUGCUCUCGAACAAUUUGCCUUCAAGUCCACACUCAAACGGUCGGCGUUGCGGAUCAACCGGGAGGUUGAACUGCUCGGCGGUGAAGUUUCUUCGACACACUCGCGUGAAAAUGUUGUCCUCAAGGCCAAGUUCCUCUCGAACGAUCUUCCUUACUUUGCCGAACUUCUCGCAGAGGUUGCUUCUCAGUCGAAGUUUGCAGCCCACGAAUUGAAUGAGGUCGUCAUCAAGCACCUCAAACUCAGACAACAAGCCCUUGCCGCCAAUCCUGAGCAGCAGGCUGUCGAUGCUGCCCACUCCCUGGCUUUCCACCGUGGCCUGGGGGAGAGCAUCACCCCUUCCACCACUACUCCUAUUGAGAAAUACCUUUCGGCUGAAGCCCUCGCCGAGUUCGCCCAGCAGGCUUAUGCCAAGUCCAACAUUGCGCUUGUAGGCAGUGGCUCAAACUCUGCUGAACUGUCCAAGUGGGUUGGCCAGUUCUUCAAGGAACUCCCCAGCUCUGGCAGCUCCAGUCAGUACCAGCUCCGUCCCGGCGCCACUUCCAAGUACCAUGGCGGUGAGCAGCGUGUCUCUUCCAAAGCCGGCAACGCUGUUGUCAUUGCAUUCCCUGGCUCCGCUGCUUUCGGCACCUCUGGCCACAAGCCUGAAGCUUCUGUUCUUGCUGCCCUCCUUGGUGGUGAGUCCACUAUCAAGUGGACUCCUGGCUUCUCCCUCCUGGCUCAGGCUACUCAGGGCUUCUCCCAGGUCCGUGCCUCUACCAAGAGCCACACCUACUCUGAUGCUGGCCUCUUCACUAUUUCGCUUUCUGGUAAGGCCGAUCAUGUUGCUUCAGCCAGCAAGAAUGCUGUGGAUGCCCUCAAGAAGGUUGCCGCCGGCGAAGUUGCUAGCGAAGACAUCAAAAAGGCAAUCGCUCUGGCGAAGUUCCGUGCUCUUGAGUCGGCUCAGAGCCUCGAGACCGGCCUUGAGGCCACUGGCUCUGCUCUUCUCAGCGGCGGCAAGCCUUACCAGAUCGGCGAAAUCGCUCAAAGCAUCGACGCCGUUACGGAGGCCCAGGUUACGGAUGCCGCAAAGAACUUCCUCUCUGACAAGGCCUCCGUCGCCUCCGUUGGAGACCUCUUCCAGCUCCCUUACGGCGAGGACCUUGGUCUGACCGUUUAA
Messenger RNA from Aspergillus oryzae RIB40, 1395 nucleotides. Its product is annotated as ubiquinol--cytochrome-c reductase subunit 2. The record is from RefSeq and is a predicted model, not a curated record. Gene Ontology annotation, cellular component: mitochondrion. NCBI's taxonomy places the organism in Eukaryota, Fungi, Ascomycota, Eurotiomycetes, Eurotiales, Aspergillaceae. The transcript has 4 exons. Gene Ontology annotation, molecular function: metal ion binding. The coding region runs from base 1 to 1395 and encodes 464 amino acids.